UUGCUGCCUGACAUUAAUCUCUGUGUUGUCAUUCUGAUUCCCUGGAAUGCUACUAUGUCAUUUGGAAAAUUCUGGACUCCCUAAGCACUGCUGUGAGUCAUGGACAGGUCCAACAUGACUUCCACAGACUUCACCUUUUUGGGGCUAUUCGGCAGUGAGGAAACCUCAGGCCUGCUCUUCACCAUCAUCUCCAUCAUCUUCCUCUCCACACUGACAGCCAAUGGGAUCAUGAUCCUCCUGAUCCACACUGACCCCCGCCUCCACACCCCCAUGUACUUCCUGCUCAGCCACCUGUCCUUCAUUGACAUGAUGUACAUCUCCAUUGUGCCGAAGAUGCUGGUGGACCACGUGCGUGGCCAGAGGGCCAUCUCCUUCGUGGGGUGCACAGCCCAGCACUUCCUCUACCUCACCCUUGUCGGGGCCGAGUUCUUCCUGCUGGGGCUCAUGGCCUAUGACCGCUAUGUCGCCAUCUGCAACCCGCUGAGAUACCCUGUCCUCCUGAGCCGCCGGGUCUGCUGGAUGAUCAUAGCGGGCUCCUGGUUUGGGGGCUCCCUGUACGGCUUCCUCCUCACCCCCAUUACCAUAAGCUUUCCCUUCUGCAGAUCCCGGGAGAUCAACCAUUUCUUCUGUGAGGCACCUGCAGUCCUGAAGCUGGUAUGUGCAGACACAGCCCUCUAUGAGACUGUCAUGUACGCCUGCUGUGUUUUGAUGCUGCUGAUCCCGUUCUCUGUGGUGAUUGCUUCCUAUGCCCGCAUACUGACUACCGUAUACCGCAUGAGCUCGGUGGAGGGGAGGAAGAAGGCGUUUGCCACCUGCUCAUCCCACAUGAUGGUGGUCACACUGUUCUACGAGGCCGCCAUGUACACCUACAUGCUGCCUCGCUCUUACCACACCCCGGCCCAGGACAAGGUGCUGUCUGCCUUCUACACCAUCCUCACCCCGCUGCUGAACCCCCUCAUCUACAGUCUGUGGAACAAGGACGUGAUGGGAGCACUGCAGCGGGCACUGGGUAGAAUCAAAGGCUCUCAAAGUGUAGCAGGAGGCAACUUCUGAUGUCUGUGCCUGCCCAUGCAGACAGCAACUAGGACCGCGGUCCCAGCAACCACACCAGCAUCAAACGUGGAAACAGGAAAGAAGAGUUCAACAAGGGACUGGGUAAACGUUAACACUAAAAAAAACUGUCCUCAUGACAUCUCUCCCUCUCUACUUUGUUUCUUAUCCCUUUCCUUUCAUUGCUCCA
Oryctolagus cuniculus (rabbit) is the source of this 1240-nucleotide messenger RNA. Its product is annotated as olfactory receptor 2T1-like. Gene Ontology annotation, molecular function: olfactory receptor activity; G protein-coupled receptor activity. Lineage: Eukaryota; Metazoa; Chordata; Mammalia; Lagomorpha; Leporidae. Gene Ontology annotation, biological process: G protein-coupled receptor signaling pathway. Gene Ontology annotation, cellular component: membrane. The record is from RefSeq and is a predicted model, not a curated record.